AUGUCAUCCCAAGAGUACUACGAGGACAAUAAGUAUCCCAACCAUGGCAACCAAAGCCCUAUGCCACCAUACUCCCAAUACCCGCCGUACUCUGCGUAUCCAGGUGCCUCAAACCCGAACAUACCUCCUGGACACAGCACAGGAUAUUCGCCGCAGAAUGGAUACCAAUAUCAACCUCAGGAUUACUAUGGUGAAUACCAGCAGCAGCAGCAGCCACCACCGCCGUAUUACCAACACCAACACCAACAACCCGCAGCGCCAGUAACAGGGCAGCCUCCAUACCCGUACUCAUACCCACCACCGCAGUCAGAAUACCCUACGGAUGCCGCACCGGGAACCGAAGCUGCUAACGACCGAGGAGCCCUGGGAGCCAUAGCUGGCGGCGCGGCAGGCGCGUACGCAGGGCACCAAGUGCACCAUGGCGUUCUAGGGACCAUUGGCGGCGCAAUAACAGGUUCGCUAGCCGAAGAUGCAAUGAAGCACAAAAACCAUGAGAAGAGGGAUAAGAAGGAAAAGAAGAAGUCAAAGUGGGGAUUUCAUCGUCGUUCCUCAUCGUCAUCAUCUUCGUCUUCGUCUGAUUCUGAGAAGGAAGAUGUAAAGCCCGCACCUCCUCCAGCCCCAGUGAAUCUCCGGGGAAACUUCUCUGCUUCGUCUAUUGACAUUGCUUUCCACGGGAAUUAUGAGCUUGUGGCUUCCUGCCGUGCCAUUUCGGGGCGCAACUGUGCCUCUAGGUUGCCGUUAAAUAGUGUCCUGGAGAAUCGAUUUGGGCACUUUAGGUGGAAUCCUGAUGGAAAUUUUGGGGCUUCAGCAAGGAAUUCCCACCUUAGUGAGGGAGGGCGUGUUCUGGAGGCUGAGUUAGCAGAUGGACGUGGGGGGUGGAGGAGAGAUCAAAUAAGGCUUGACGAGAGAAUAUCUAAUCGAGACGGGGUUUUGGUAUUUCUGGAUUAG
Messenger RNA from Aspergillus puulaauensis, 948 nucleotides. Its product is annotated as putative glutamine-serine-proline rich protein. Lineage: Eukaryota; Fungi; Ascomycota; Eurotiomycetes; Eurotiales; Aspergillaceae. Gene Ontology annotation, cellular component: outer membrane. The coding region runs from base 1 to 948 and encodes 315 amino acids. The record is from RefSeq and is a predicted model, not a curated record. The transcript has a single exon.